UUCCUGUUUGCAACAAUUCGAUCAAAGUGAAACCAGUGAACGAGUGGAACAGGUUGUGAGUAAUAGUGCAGAGGAGUGAUAUUUAGGAGAAUGGAAAAAGCUAAUCUUAUUUAUUUAACGUUGUCUUUUUAGCACAGACACAGACCAAGUUUAUCUUCUUAGCAGAAUGAGGGUUUUGCUUGUUGUCAGCGCUCUCGUGGCUCUGGCCAGUGCAGCCAGCGUCUCUUUGGAGGACCUGGAGUUUCACUCCUGGAAACUGAAAUUUGGUAAAAUCUAUGAGUCUGUAGAGGAGGAGUCUCAGCGUAAGAAUACAUGGCUAGAAAAUCGCAAGCUUGUUCUGGUUCACAACAUGCUGGCUGACCAGGGCAUUAAGAGCUACAGACUUGGCAUGACCUACUUUGCAGACAUGAGCAACCUGGAAUACAGACAGACUGUGUUUAAGGGCUGCCUGGGAGCCUUCAACAGGACCAAGAGACACAGUUCAGUAACAUUCCUCCGACAGGCAAUAGGAGCUGUUCUGCCAGAUACUGUGGACUGGAGGGAAAAGGGCUAUGUCACUGAUGUUAAAGACCAGAAGCGUUGUGGCUCUUGCUGGGCCUUCAGUGCGACAGGGGCACUGGAGGGUCAGACAUUCAGAAAAACUGCGCAACUGGUGUCACUCAGCGAGCAGCAGCUGGUAGACUGCUCUGGAAAAACUGGUAACCUUGGCUGUAAUGGAGGCUGGAUGGACUGGGCAUUUGAAUACGUAAUAGAAAAUGGGGGACUGGACACAGAAGACUCCUACCCUUAUGAAGCCAAGGAUGGACCUUGCAGAUAUAAUCCAGCUAGUGUCGGAGCCACUUGCACUGGCUAUGUGGACAUAAACGCUCAAGAUGAGAGUGCUUUGCUGGAAGCUGUGGCCACCAUCGGACCCAUUUCUGUCGCAAUAGAUGCAGGCCACAUAUCCUUCCAGCUCUAUGAAUCAGGUGUCUAUGAUGAACCUGACUGUAGCAGCACUGAGCUGGACCAUGGUGUCCUGGCUGUUGGUUAUGGGACUGAGGAUGGACAGGAUUAUUGGCUGGUGAAGAACAGCUGGGGUCUUACAUGGGGACAUAAGGGCUAUAUCAUGAUGUCAAGAAACAAGAAUAACCAGUGUGGUAUUGCCACAAAAGCCAGCUAUCCUCUGGUUUAAACUAUGAGACACAUAUCAGAAACCUUAUUUUCCCUUUUCAUUAUCACCUUGUUAAAGAUGAUCUUUUUUGACUGCAAAUUAUUUAUCAAUAAAUUUGUUCUGAUCGUACUUAAUAUGUCUGAAUGUGAACCAGUUUGAUUUGAAAUGAUCAAUGUUCGUGCAACCCUUUAUAACCCUGAAUAAAUUCACCACUAUGAAAUACUGUAGUCAGUACAGUCUACAGUCAGGAGACUGUGGUACCAUACAUUACCUGAAGAUCAAGGCAGGAACAAAAACAAGUUUAACCCUGUUACCUAACUUAUACAUGGAAAGUGAAUAAAGAAAUACAUUUAAGUAUGCCACAUUUGUGUAUUUGUUCAUUAUUUUCUAGAAGUUGAUGCAUUCAAUCCUCCUAGUUACCUAAGAGUGAAAUGCAGCCAUUAUCUGCAAUUUAAGAUGGAUUAACCUAUAGGUUCAUUUUUGUUUGAAGUAGAUUAAGACAGUUUUAGUUACAAGAUUCACAAUAAUAAUAUUACAAUGGCUAAAUACAACCCUAAUCAUGACUUGCUGUUGCGGGUCAAAGGAAUCUAAAUGAAUUUCUAUUAAUGACUGAAUGAGUGCUUUAGAGAGGGUUACUGUACAUGAGGACAUACAUAAAAUACUGAAAUGACAUUUGUAUCAGCUCCUCUACCUAAACAUGCAAUUGGAUAUUUUAGGAAUGAUAUCAAGCAUCCAGAUGCCUAUAUUCAGUGUUUUUAGGGGUGUCUGGGAUCCUUCAACAGGACAAAGAGACACAGUGCAGCUGUACUGUACUCUACAAGGGCUGUUCUUCCAAACACUGUGGAAUGAAAGGACAAGGGCUAUGUGACAGGCCGCAGUGUGACUCUUGCUGAGCCUUUAGUGCAGGAGAACAGUGUCCAGUGUCAUUUGAGUAAAAAUUAUGAAUAUAAAAAUAUUGAAUAUAUAUAAAGCCUUAUUAACAAAGGCUUUCACUGUGUUAAUAAGUUUAUACCACAGAGAUUUGCCCAUGAUAACAAUGUUUCAUUUAUUAACCAUUAACA
Hemibagrus wyckioides is the source of this 2211-nucleotide messenger RNA. RefSeq names its product procathepsin L-like. The transcript is spliced from 7 exons. Lineage: Eukaryota; Metazoa; Chordata; Actinopteri; Siluriformes; Bagridae. Gene Ontology annotation, biological process: immune response. Gene Ontology annotation, molecular function: cysteine-type endopeptidase activity. Bases 167 to 1171 code for a protein of 334 amino acids. Gene Ontology annotation, cellular component: lysosome. The record is from RefSeq and is a predicted model, not a curated record.